AUGGCGGCAGUAAGUACGGGCAGCAGGUCUACAAGAAAGCAUGCCAUGGCUAGGGAAGAAAAAGAACGCUUUCGUGCCAUUAAUGAACAACCGGUUGAUGAUAUAACGUUAGAAUUUUUCUAUCAGCCUCAUACCAUCAGUCUUCUCUCUUUAUGUAUUUGCGGGUUGCUUUAUGUUGCCUUCAUGAGAGAUGAUGUAAAUUCAGAUGAUAAUAUUUGGAAUGGUCUUUGCUGUAUGGUGUUUAUCUUUCUAGUUAUCAGUGUAUUGGCAUUUCCAAAUGGUCCUUUCACAAGACCUCAUCCUGCAUUAUGGAGGAUUGUGUUUGGACUCAGCGUUCUCUACUUCAUGUUGCUGGUGUUCCUGCUAUUCCAGAACACUCAAGACACACGCAAAAUGUUAGGUUGGGUAUAUCCAGAUUUGAAGAAUGGAACACCUGAUGAAAAGGAAUAUGCAGUGAAUUGUUCAGACAUCAGUCUAGCUCGGCUGUGGGAACAUAUUGAUUUCUUUGCAUUUUCUCAUUUCUUUGGUUGGGCACUCAAAGCUCUCCUCAUUCGACACUAUGGAAUUUUGUGGACAAUCAGUGUCUUGUGGGAACUCACAGAAGCAGCAUUUGUGCAUCUGUUACCCAACUUUGCUGAGUGCUGGUGGGAUGCAUGGGUACUUGAUGUCUUAAUUUGUAAUGGCUUCGGCAUUUAUCUUGGAAUGUUAGUGUGUCAGAAGUUGGAAAUGAGAAAUUACUAUUGGGAGAGUAUCAAAGAUAUCCAUUCCACAACUGGCAAAAUCAGAAGAGCAGUUUUGCAGUUUACACCAUCCAGCUGGACCCAUGUGAGGUGGCUUGAUCCCAACUCCUCCUACAUGAGGGUGCUAGCUGUCGGUAUUCUGGUUAUGAUAUGGCAGGUUGCAGAAUUGAAUUUAUUUUUCAUUAAGCAUAUAUUUAUGAUUACUCCUGCACAUCCUGUCAAUGUAAUCCGAGCCAUGCUUAUUGCUCUUGUAUCAGCACCUUCAAUCAGGCAAUAUUACAUGUACGUCACUGACACCCAGUGUAAGAGGGUUGGCACGCAGUGCUGGGUAUUCUGUGCAAUUACUUUAACUGAAGCCAUUGUAUGUAUCAAGUUUGGAAUGGACCUUUUUAAGAAUGCUGAAAUGGGAUGGAUUGUAUUCUGGUUCGGUGUUCAGCUUCUGGGAAGUCUUGCUUGUGUCUAUUUAUGUGCACUCUUUGCAAAAAGGAAUGAGCAUAAAAUGGAUGCAGAUGGUGAUGGUAUGGAUAGUGACAGUGCAUCUCGAGUUACACCUAUCCACCAGCAGUACUUUGUGCAACAUCGAUCAUGCUGUACUCCAGAGAAGACUCCCAGCAGUAGUAAUAGCAGUCCUGAUACAGAAUUUAGUAGUUCUCCAAUACUUCGACAAAGAGCAAAGGAAUCGUUGACAAAUGGAGCUCUCUGA
Molecule: messenger RNA, 1443 nt
Organism: Acanthosepion pharaonis
Lineage: Eukaryota; Metazoa; Mollusca; Cephalopoda; Sepiida; Sepiidae
Source: the annotation of a GenBank genome assembly